AUGUAUCGAUUUGUUCUCCAUUUCCUUGCAGUAGCUCUACCAGCUGCUGCUUCUGUGGUACAUACAUGCAGGCGUCUCAAUGCUCAGAUUCCGGGCCGUGUCUUCUACCCAGACAGCGCAACAUACAAUUCGUCCAUUUCUUCCUAUUAUAGCGGGCAGGAACGCGAGUUAAAUCCUAGCUGCAUUUUCAGACCUACGAGCACAUCUGAAGUGUCUCAGUUUAUCAAAUUGAUUACUGAUUGCGGAGAUGUCAAGUUUGCUGUUAGAGGUGGUGGCCACACUCUCUGGACCGGAGCCGCAAAUAUUGAUGAUGGCAUCACGGUCGAUAUGCGUUCGUUGAAUGGUUUGGAUUUGAGCAAGGAUCACAAAAUCGCCCGUCUUGGCGGCGGUGCAGUUUUCAGUGACAUCUACCCCAAGCUCGUGCCUUAUAACCUGACCGUUAUGGGAGGUCGCGUUCCAGGUAUUGGGGUAGGUGGUUUUGUUACCGGCGGUGGCAUCACAUUUUUAUCACGCAGACACGGCUACAGCUGUGAUAAUGUCUACGGCUAUGAAGUUGUUCUUGCGAGCGGUAAAGUCGUCUAUGCCACCGAGAGUUCUUAUCCCGACCUCUGGCUCGCCCUGAAGGGUGGCUCUAACAACUUUGGCAUCGUCACUCGAUUUGAUCUCGCAACAUUCCCACUAGGAAACAUGUGGUAUAGCGAUCUCAGUUAUAACUACACUGACAGUGUGCUUUCGGCACAUGCCAAAGCCUUCAGCGACUUCAUGAAGCCCGCCAACUACGACAGCGCUGCCAUGAUGGGAGUGUUCUUGUAUUAUACAGGUCAAGGUUUUGGUGUCUCCGACGCCAUGUGGUACGUUGAAGAUGUUGCAAACCCACCCGUUUACGACGCCUUCACCAAGAUCCCCAACCUGGGUGGCACAUCGGAGCUUGCCACGGUUGAUAAAGUCGUGGAAACGUUUGGUGAAAAUCUUCCUGCUACUACAGGCCGAUCAUAUCAACUCACCUUAACUUUCCAAAACCCUCCUGCUCCCAUCUACACGGAGUUGUUUAAAAUUUGGGAAAAGCGCAUCACUGCUCUCGCCAAUGUCAAGGGCCUCUUCAUUGAGUUCCUCUUACAACCCCAGCCGGUCACUAAUGGCACCAAUAUGUUUGGUCUCACCCCUGGGAAGACCGACGAUGUGCUCAUCGAUAUGACGGCUGCCUACGAUAAUGAGUCUGAUGAUGCAUUAGUCCAAUCGGUCAUCAACGACAUUGUCAAAAAGCAAAGAGCAUUCCUGAGAUCUCGUGGAUAUCUCCUCGACUUCAUUUAUCUCAACUACGCCGAUAUUUCACAGAACGUGCUUAGCACGUGGGGCAACAAGAGUCUCGCCAAACUCCGGGCUGUCAGCAAGAAAUAUGAUCCCAAAGGUGUGUUCCAAAAGAAAUCUCCCGGCGGCUAUAAGCUCUUCAAAUAA
Molecule: messenger RNA, 1455 nt
Organism: Trichoderma aggressivum f. europaeum
Lineage: Eukaryota; Fungi; Ascomycota; Sordariomycetes; Hypocreales; Hypocreaceae
Product: CAZyme family AA7
Exons: 3
Coding region: 1-1455 (484 amino acids)
Molecular function (GO): FAD binding
Source: RefSeq, a predicted model, not a curated record